AUGUUUGGGAUUUUUGGUCUUAGAAUUUUUUUAUUUUUCCUUUUAAUUGAGACAUUAAACUGUUCUGAUCAAAAUUACUCCUCUGAAAAAGACAGUAAUAUUGAAGACCAUAGAGAAACGUUAGUUUUAGAAGAUGGUAAUGGAUUAGCAGAAAAUUACGAGGUACCUAGACCAACAAAUGUCCUGGAAAAUAAUGAAAAUUAUUGGGAUUUAUCCACAUCUGAAGAUGAAGAUGAAAAAAAUGCAAAAUCGAAGGACCCCAUUUUAACUAAAUCUGAGGAAAGUACUAUGACUGAAGGUGUAGACGAAUUAGAAAUAAAAAAUGAAAAUGUUUCAGAUUCAGUGGCGUUUAAUAAUAUUUCAGAUGAGACUAAGAAUAAUUAUAUUCUUGUGGUUUCCGCUCUUGCAUCUUCUGUAAUCACAUUGCUUGUUAUGAAUUUGGGAAUGUAUGCUUUCAUUGCAGCAUGUGGUUUAGGAGCGUAUGCUUAUUAUACAAAGAAAGAGUAA
This is a messenger RNA of Plasmodium malariae, 507 nucleotides long. RefSeq lists its product as uncharacterized. The transcript is spliced from 2 exons. NCBI's taxonomy places the organism in Eukaryota, Apicomplexa, Aconoidasida, Haemosporida, Plasmodiidae. Bases 1 to 507 code for a protein of 168 amino acids. The record is from RefSeq and is a predicted model, not a curated record.